Molecule: messenger RNA, 1092 nt
Organism: Triticum turgidum subsp. durum (durum wheat)
Lineage: Eukaryota; Viridiplantae; Streptophyta; Magnoliopsida; Poales; Poaceae
Source: the annotation of a GenBank genome assembly
AUGGCCUCCAGUUUGCUGAUAAUCAUACUCCCGGGUGCCACUAUAGCUCUUGGCGCUACUGCUUUUUGCUUCUACUCUUGGUGCCUAUCAAUCGGAAAGAAACUUGAGAAAGGCAAGGUCGAAGCUUCUAUUGAUAUGGAAGACCCGGUAAGCCAUCAGUUAAUCUCUCAUGUCGAUCUUGUCCGCGCCACAGAUAAUUUUAGUGAAGAUCACAUGUUGGGAUCUGGGGGCUUUGGAAAAGUUUUUAAGGGCCAACUGAGCAGCGGUUUGGUGGUUGCAAUAAAGGUUCUCGAUAUGCGGUCCAGGCACAGCGUUAAGAGCUUUGAAGCGGAAUGUCGUGUGUUCCGCAUGGCGCGUCACCGCAACCUGAUACGGGUAAUUAACACAUGCUAUAACAUGGACUUCAUAGCACUGGUGUUGCAGUACAUGCCCAACGGCAGCUUAGACAUGCUACUUCACCACUCAGAAGAUGGGGCAAGACAAUUCGGGUUUCGUGAGAGGUUAGGCGCUAUGCUUGACGUAUCGAUGGCAAUGGAGUAUCUGCACCAUGGAUACCAUGAAGUGGUUUUGCAUUGUGACUUGAAGCCUAGCAAUGUAUUGUUUGAUGAGGACAUGACUGCACAUGUGGCAGACUUUGGCAUUGCAAGGUUACUACAAUGUGAGGAUAGCUCAACGAUCUCUUCAAACAUGCGUGGUACAAUUGGAUACAUGUCACCAGAGUAUGGGUCAUAUGGAAAAGCAUCACGACUGAGUGAUGUGUUUAGCUACGGAAUAAUGCUCCUUGAAGUUUUUACUGGAAGGAAGCCUACAGAUGCUAUGUUCGUCGGAGAACUAAGCCUUAGGCGAUGGGUUUACCAGUCAUUUCCCGCAGAGCUGACCCAUGUCGUUGAUGCCCGGCUACUGCAAGGCUCCUCCUCAAGUUGCAACUUGCACGGUAACUUUCUUCUGCCGGUAUUGGAAGUUGGUUUGCUCUGCUCCAAUGACUCGCCUUGCGAUAGGAUAAAGAUGAGCGAUGUGGUCGUUAUGCUAAAAAGGAUUCAAAUGAAAUACGCUGCAUGGGCAACCGAGACAUCACAGAGUGCAAUACCAUGA